This is a messenger RNA of Nematostella vectensis (starlet sea anemone), 1998 nucleotides long. RefSeq names its product gem-associated protein 6. The coding region runs from base 495 to 1004 and encodes 169 amino acids. Gene Ontology annotation, biological process: spliceosomal snRNP assembly; spliceosomal complex assembly. NCBI's taxonomy places the organism in Eukaryota, Metazoa, Cnidaria, Anthozoa, Actiniaria, Edwardsiidae. The record is from RefSeq and is a predicted model, not a curated record. The transcript has a single exon. Gene Ontology annotation, cellular component: nucleus; SMN complex.
GCAUAUACUUUGGUAAUCUCAAAACUCGAACUGCUAUUGCCAAAGCUCGAUUAAUAAUUUCGUCAGUUAGACCUUCGAUUGCAAAACUCGACCAUUUACUGAAACUCGAUCACUUAAUGAAAGCAAGAGACCAUGAUGUCUCUUGAUGAAAGUCAUUACACUUUUGACUCGACCACUUAAUGAAAGCAAGAGACCAUGAUGUCUCUUGAUGAAAGUCAUUACACUUUUGACCUUGGCUGGCCAUACCAGUCCAUCAUCCUCGUCAUCAUCCUCGCACACACUUCACUUUAGCAAUGCUCAUAAGGUAGAUUGUCAGUUUCAAUUCCCCAAAAUCAAACAAAUAAUGUCGCGUGUAGCGAAAUCGGCAUCUCAAUCGCGGAAUUUUAUAGACCUCGCGGAAAGGAACCGGUGUGAGAAUAACCCACCACAGGGUGCCCAAGAUGCCAGUAGAGGAGUAAAAUACGCAGGAAGCCCAGUUUCAAUACGUUUACAAUAUGGCGGCAGACAUUGAACAUUGCAACUGGCUUGAUAUUUCUCUAGAAACCUUUACAAAUUUUACCGAAAAACCCGUGAAAAUACUGCUUUCAGAUAACAGGACUAUCGCAGGAUGGGUGUUUUGUGUGGAUCCUGUUUCAAAGUCUGUAAUCCUGUCACAAAAUACCGAAGGGGCCUGGAGUAAUUCAGUGGUUCUCGGACAUGCUAUCAAACAUAUGGAAAUACAGCAAGAGCUAGAAUACCAGAAGCCUGACUUCGAGAAGUUAUAUCCCUACAGACAACUUGAAGCGAAUGGACACGAUUUAGAGAAGAGAAAAUCAAAUGUUGUCCGAUGGUUGGAGAAAAAUAGACUGUCGGUUACUGUUAAAGAUGAGCUGGUUUGUGUUCUUGGUGUACUGUGUAUUGAACCGCCGUAUAAUCAGGAAAGUUGUAGAUCCAGCAAUGUUAUUAUAUUACAACGAAUACAGAAACUUAUUCAGAAUAUGCCCGUUCCAGAGGAAACUGUUUGAGUGCACCAUUGUCAGCAAGUGUACAGCUGCAUUGCCAUUAGUUAAAAAGGAAUAGGGUCAGGUUAUAUCCACCACUCGGUGGUUAUAAGCCAGUUCAGGGUUUAAGAAAAGACUCGGGGAGACUGGGUAAAAUCGAUAGAAUCGGGCCAAAUGAGCCAUUUUGCAGAAGAGUUUGUCUGCGGGGAGAAGGAGAAAAAUCUUCCCUAAAAAGCCGUUUUACAAGAUAUGGGAAAACCAAACACAUUCAUGUGUUGCACACUUAUUGUUUUAAUUUUCGACCACGUUUUGUUAUGAACACAGCCCAAUAAAUUUUUUUACAGAUAGAUUUACUUCGCUCAGUGAGCUAAUUUGGUCAACUUCAGCUUGCAAAACAUGGAUGAAAACACACAACAACAAUUAACUUUGGUACCUCAGGUAAAAACGAAAUGAUUUUUGUCCACAAAAUUCAAGUAACAUUUUUGCUAAACAUCUAAGAACAAUAUUGAUUUGAAUUUUAAGGCAUAAAAAUUGAAAUGGCACUUUUAUCGAUGCAUUUUAUAUUCCAAUUCAGAGUUCGCCGAUUAACUUUUACAGUAUUUGAGUGAAGGAAUGACUCAGAGUACUCAGAAAAUCGCUCAAUAGAAACACCUUUUCAACCUAAUUCAUCCUGAAUUGCCCACUAUAAGUGCAAUAAAGUCCUCACGUGGGGCAAUGAAUGAUUUUACCAUAUCUUUUAAAGCUAUUUUGUAGACAGGAUUUUUCUCCAAGACCGCAAUACAAACUCUUUUUUGAAAUCGCUCUUUUGGUCCGAAAGAGCACAGUCCCUCACGCCAUUUCCUAAACUCUGAACUGGCUUAUUAGACGAAGGGGUCUUAGUCUUGCAACCACCGACCAUAAGGCUCAAAGUAAAUAUGGCCAUCACAUACUGGCAUGGUUUGAAAGUUAUGAAUAUUUAAUUAUAUAUGUAUAUUUGAUAGGUAAUUAUUGUUGGAAUAAAUAAAGGUUCUAUCAGCCA